AUGGCCACCACAAUCUAUCUGGUUUUCUUGAACAUCCUCCUAUUUGCUACUCUGAUUAGCAGCUCCUAUUCGGACGACAAAAAACCUCGUCCUCCAACAUCUAAACGACCACCACCAUCUCCUUGGUAUCGACCACAAUCACGGCCACCGCCACCACCUCCCAUAAAAAAACCUCAUCCUCCAACAUUCAAACGACCACCACCACCUCCCAAGAAAAAACCUCGUCCUCCAACAUCCAAACGACCACCACCACCCCCGUGGUCUCGACCACGACCACGGCUACCGCCACCACCGCCUAAGAAAAAACCUCAUCCUCCAACUUCCAAACGACCACCACCACCUCCUUGGUACCGAUCACAACCACCACCACCACCUCCCGUGAAAAACUCACCACCACCACCACCAUCUCCUGUGUCUCGACCACCACUGCCGCCACCGCCACCAUCUCCUGUUGAUCAACCACCACCACCACCACCACCACCACCACCACCACCACCUAUUGUGUCUCAACCACCACCGCCUAGUCCAAAUCCUCCUUCUUCUCCACCAAAUUUUCGGCCACCACCUCCUAAAAUAAACACAUCUUUUCCGCCACCUUUUUCUCCAAAAGAGCCUCCUAAGAAAAGUCCCCCUUCUCCACUUUUAUCUCCAAUGCAGCCUCCUAAAACAAAUUCUCCUUCAUCUCUACCUAUUUCUCCAAUACUACCUCCUAAAACAAACCCUCCUUCCUCUCCACCUUUGUCUUCAGUACCACCUCCAAAAACAAAUGUUUCUUCUUCACCAUCUAUUUCUCCAGUACAACCUCCUAAUACGAACUCUUAUUCUCCACCCUUGUCUCCAAUGCAGCCUCCUAGGACAACCCCUUCAUCUCCACCUAUUUCUCCAACACUACCUCCUAAGAUAAACCCUCCUUCCUCUCCACCUUUGUCUUCAGUACCACCUCCAAAAUCAAAUGUUUCUUCUUCACCAUAUAUUUCUCCAGUACAACCUCCUAAUACAAACUUUUCUUCUCCAUCCUUGUCUCCAAUGCAGCCUCCUAGGAGAACUCCUCCAUCAUCUCCAUCGAUUUCUCCAAUACUACCUCCUAAGACAAAUCCUCCGUCUUCUCCACCUUUGUCUCCAAUACCUCCUCCAAAAACAAAUCCUCCUUCUUCACCUCCUAAAGCAAAUCCUCCUUCUUCUCCAUCUAUUUUACCAAUAUAUUCUCCAAACACAAAUUCUCCUUCUUUUUCACCCUUUUCCCCAAAGCAACCCCCUAGGGCACAACCUCCUUCAUCUCCCUCAACUACUCCGACACUACCUCCUAUGACAAAACCCCCUUCUUUUCCACCUUUGUCUCCUCCUAUGAGACAACCUCCUUUAUCUCCACCGAUUUCUCCAAUACCACCUCCUAAGACAAAUUCCCCAUCUUCUCCACCUUUGUCUCCAACGCCUCCUCCAGAAACAAAUCCGCCUUCUCCACUACCUAUUUCUCCAGUAUAUCCUCCAAACACAUACCCUCCUUAUUCUCCACCAUUUUCUCCAAAGCACCCCCCUAGGGCACAACCACCUUCAUCUCCUCCAAUUAUUCCAACACUUCCUCCUAUGACAAACCCACCUUCUUCUUCACCUUUAUCUCCUCCUAAGACACAAUCUCCUUUAUCUCCACCUAUUUAUCCAGUACCACCUCCAAAGACAAACUCCCCAUCUUCUCCACCUUUGUCUCCAACGCCUCCUCCAGAAACAAAUCCUCCUUUUUCACCACCUAUUUCUCCAAUAUAUCCACCGAACACAUACCCUCCUUCUUCUCCACCAUUUUCUCCAAAUGGACACCCUAGGGCACAACCUCCUUCAUCUCCUGCGAUUACUCCAACACUACCUCCAAUGACAAACCCCCCUUCUUCUCCACCUUUAUCUCCUACUAUGACACAACCUCCUUCAUCUCCACUGGUUUCUCCAAUACCACCUCCUAAGACAAACCCUCCAUCUUUUCCACCCUUAUCUCCAAUGCCUCCUUCAGAAACAAAUCCCCCUUCUUCGCCUCCUAAAGCAAAUCCUCCUUCUUCUCCAUCUAUUUUACCAGUAUAUUCUCCAAACACAAAUUCUCCUUCUUUUCCACCCUUUUCCCCAAAGCAACCCCCUAGGGCACAACCUCCUUCAUCUCCUUCAACUACUCCGACACUGCCUCCUAUGACAAAACCUCCUUCUUUUCCACCUUUGUCUCCUCCUAUGAGACAACCUCCUUUAUCUCCACCGAUUUCUCCAAUACCACCUCCUAAGACAAAUUCCCCAUCUUCUCCACCUUUGUCUCCAACGCCUCUUCCAGAAACAAAUCCGCCUUCUCCACUACCUGUUUCUCCAGUAUAUCCUCCGAACACAUACCCUCCUUAUUCUCCACCAUUUUCUCCAAAGCACCCCCCUAGGGCACAACCACCUUCAUCUCCUCCAAUUAUUCUGGCACUACCUCCUAUGACAAAGCCUCCUUCUUCUCCACCUUUAUCUCCUCCUAAGACACAACCUCCUUCAUCUCCACCUAUUUAUCCAGUACCACCUCCUAAGACAAAUCCCCCAUCUUCUCCACCUUUGUCUCCAACGCCUCUUCCAGAAACAAAUCCGCCUUCUCCACUACCUAUUUCUCCAGUAUAUCCUCCGAAUACAUACCCUCCUUAUUCUCCACCAUUUUCUCCAAAGCACCCCCCUAGGGCACAACCACCUUCAUCUCCUCCAAUUAUUCCGGCACUACCUCCUAUAACAAAGCCUCCUUCUUCUCCACCUUUAUCUCCUCCUAAGACACAACCUCCUUCAUCUCCACCUAUUUAUCCAGUACCACCUCCUAAGACAAACCCCCCAUCUUCUCCACUUUUGUCUCCAACGCCUCCUCCAGAAAUAAAUCCUCCUUUUUCACCACUUAUUUCUCCAAUAUAUCCACCGAACACAAACCCUCAUUCCUUUCCACCAUUUUCUCCAAAGGAACCCCCUAGGGCACAACCUCCUUCAUCUCCCGCGAUUACUCCGACACUACCUCCUAUGACAAACCCCCCUUCUUCUCCACCUUUGUCUCCUCCUAUGACACAACCUCCUUCAUCUCUACCGAUUUCUCCAAUACUACCUCCUAAGACAAACCCUCCAUCUUCUCCAUCCUUGUCUCCUAUGCCUCCUCCAGAAACUAAUCCUCCUUCUUCACCUCCUAAAGUAAAUCCUUCUUCUUCACCAUCUAUUUCUCCAGUAUAUCCUCCUAUCACAAACCCUCCUUCUUCUCCACCCUUUUCUCCAAAGCAACCCCCUAGGGCACAACCUCCUUCAUCUCCUCUGAUUACUCCGAUAUUACCUCCUAUGAUAAACCCUUCUUCUUCUCCACUUUUGUCUCCUCCUAAGACACAACCUCCUUCAUCUCCACCGAUUUCUCCAAUAUUACCACCUAAGACAAAUCCUCCUUCUUCUCCACCUUUGUCUCCAACACUACCUCCAAAAAUAAAUCCUCCUUCUUCACCUCCUAAAGUAACUCAUCUUCCUCCUUUACUACCACCUCCGAUUGUAACUCCUCCUCCUCCACCAUCUCCGAUUGUAACUCUUCCUCCUCCUCCACCUCCGAUUGUAACUCCUUCUUCUCCUCCUCUAUCUCCUCUACUACCGCCACUUGUUACUUCUCCUCCUCCACCAUCUCCAGUUUUAACUCAACCUACACCACCUCCGAUUGUAAUUAUUUCUCCUCCUCUACCACCACCUCCUCAUUUGACUCCACCUCUUCUGUCGCCUCCAGUUUUAACUGAACCUUCACCACCUCCAAUUGUAACUCCUCCUCCUCUUUCACCACCAUCGCCACCUCUAAUUGUAACUCCUCCUCCUUUUUCACCAUCACCUCCGAUUGUAAUUCCUCCUCUACCACCUCCGAUUGUAACUCUUCCUCCUCUACCACCUCCAGUUUUAACACCUCCUCCUCCACCACCACCAUUACCUCCGAUUAUAACUCCUCCUCUUUUUUCACCACCACCUCCGAUUGUAAUUCCUCCUCUACCACCUCCAGUUUUAACACCACCACCACCACCACCGCCACCACCACCUCCUCCGAUUACAAUUCCUCCUCCACCACCUCCACCACCACUACCUGAGUUGUCUCCACCUCCUCCACCACCACCUCGAAUCGAAUCUCCUCCGCCACCACCUAAAACUUGUUCCAUAAAUACCUUUAAGUUAAGCAUUUGUUCGAAGUUGGUGAAUCCUUAUAGGAAAUAUGCAUUUUCGAAUCAGAUCAUUUCUCGCUUAUGUUGCAGCCAAUUUCACGGACUUGAUAAUUAUGAGGCAGCUCUUUGCCUUUGCAAGUCGAUUAAAAGCAAGAUGUUAGGCAUACCUUUUGUUGAUACCCAGCUUUAUCUAAAAAUGGUGAUGAGAACCUGUGGACGUAAGGUGCCUCAAAACUUCCGAUGCACACAUUAUUAUUAA
This is a messenger RNA of Arachis stenosperma, 4419 nucleotides long. RefSeq lists its product as uncharacterized. The coding region runs from base 1 to 4419 and encodes 1472 amino acids. The transcript has a single exon. NCBI's taxonomy places the organism in Eukaryota, Viridiplantae, Streptophyta, Magnoliopsida, Fabales, Fabaceae. The record is from RefSeq and is a predicted model, not a curated record.